AUGUCAAAGAAGGGUGCUGCCGUUCGAGCUAAGGGAGACAAGCCUGAUGCCUUAGCUGCUUUGCAAGCUGCCAAUGAAGAGCUCAGGGCCAAACUGACUGACAUUCAAAUUGAACUUCAACAAGAAAAGAGUAAGGUUGCCAAGUUGGAACGAGAAAAAAAUCAAGAAGGAAAGCUGAUCAGGGAGCAGGAGCAGCAUAAGCACACUGUGGUAGUAACUGAACUCAAAGCCAAGCUGCACGAAGAAAAAAUGAAAGAACUCCAGACUGUGCGAGAGAGUCUGUUACGGCAGCAUGAAGGUGAGCUUCUCCGAAUCAUCAAAAUAAAAGACAAUGAGAACCAGAGACUUCAGGCACUUGUUAACGCCUUGCGUGAUGGAGCUGCUGACAAAGUUAAAACAAUGCUUUAUAAUGAAGCUAAAGAAGAGGCCAAGAAAGUAUUUGAGGUUGAGAAAAUCAAACUGCAACAAGAAAUCUCUGAUUUGAAGGGAGCUAAAAAACAUGUGGAGGAAGCAUUAAGUCAGGCUGUUCAUGCUGACAAGAUGAAGGCUGCAGAGAUAAGAAGUGUGUACCACCUCCAUCAAGAGGAAAUCUCCAGGAUAAAAAGAGACUGUGAAAGGGAGAUUCGUCGGCUGAUGGAUGAGAUAAAAUUUAAAGACAGAGCAGUCUACGUGCUGGAAAAAGAGCUGGGGGCUCAGGCUGGGCAUGCUCAGAGACUCCAGCUUCAAAAAGAGGCUUUAGAUGAACAACUUACCCAGGUCAAAGAGGCUGAAGCAUGGGAAAAACGACAUCUGAGUAGCCCGAAAAGGGAACUUCCUUGCGCAUGUGGUGCAGGAGACGCCUCAGAUCAUUCAGGAUUCCCUCAGCUGGACGAAAGGGAUACUCGGCGAUUCCAACUUAAAAUUGCUGAAUUAAGUGCAAUCAUCAGAAAACUAGAAGACCGAAAUGCUCUGCUGUCUGAAGAAAGAAAUGAACUUCUCAAGCGUUUACGUGAAGCAGAAAGUCAGUACAAACCUCUCCUAGACAAAAAGAGACGCCUUAGUAGGAAAAAUGAAGAAAUGAGCCAUGCCCUACGCCGUAUGGAAAAUAAACUCAAAUUUCUCACACAGGAAAAUCUAAGAAUGAAGGAAAAGGUGGGGACUAUACGCCGACCAAGCUCCUUAAAUGAUCUAGAUCAGAGUUAUGAAGAAAAAGAAAAUGAACUUCUUCGAAUGCAAGUUAUUGAACAGCAAAAUAUCAUUGAUGAUCUCAGUAAGGCAUUGGAGACAGCCGGUUAUGUCAAGAGUGUCAUAGAUCGGGAUAAGCUUCUACAUUACAGAAAACAGAGGAAGAAAGUUACAAAAUCAAGCAAGAAGCCAGUUGUGGAGACCUUUUUUGGAUACGAUGAUGAAGCCUCACUGGAUUCUGAUGGUUCAUCCAUUUCCUACCAAACUGAUAAGACGGAUCGAACCCCUUGUACUCCUGAAGAUGAUCUUGAUGAGGGAAUGGCAAAAGAGGAGACUGAACUACGCUUUCGUCAGCUGACCAUGGAAUAUCAGGCUUUGCAAAGGGCAUAUGCUUUGUUACAGGAGCAAGUUGGUGGAACCUUGGAUGCUGAACGAGAAGUUAAGACUCGUGAACAAUUACAGGUAGAAAACCACAGAUAUCAAACUAAAAUUGAAGAUCUGGAAAAGGCUCUUGCACAACAGGGGCAGGACAUGAAAUGGAUCGAGGAGAAACAAGCACUUUAUCGCUGGAACCAAGAACUACUUGAAAAGAUUCGGCAAAUGGAGUUUGAGGAAAACCGCCUUAGACAUGAUGUGCAGGAUGUGAAAGAUCAAAAUGAGCUUUUAGAGUUUCGUAUCCUAGAACUUGAAGAACGUGAACGACGAUCACCUGCCAUUAAUUUUCAUCAUAUCCCAUUUCCAGAGGAAAUGAGUCCUCUCCAAGUCUACUGUGAGGCAGAAGGAGUACAAGACAUCACAAUAGCAGACCUCAUGAAACAGUUGGAUAUUUUAGGAGAUAACGCCAACUUGACCAAUGAGGAACAAGUGGUUGUGAUUCAGGCCCGAACAGUUUUGACAUUGGCAGAAAAGAGGUUGUUUGAUUUUUCACUCAACUUCCAGUGGUUGCGACAGAUUGAGGUGACAGAGUCUGCACUACAGCAGAAGAUGAAUGACAUUGAAAAUGAAAAGGAGCUCUUCAGUAAACAGAAGGGCUACCUGGAUGAAGAACUGGACUACAGGAAACAGGCCAUGGAUCAAGCUCAUAAGCGGAUUCUGGAGCUGGAAGCCAUGUUAUAUGAUGCUCUGCAGCAAGAAGCUGGUGCCAAGAUGACUGAGCUUUUGUCUGAAGAAGAACAAGAGAAGCUGAAGGGGGCAGUGGAGCAAUGGAAGCGGCAGGUCAUGAGUGAGCUCCGGGAACGCGAUGCACAAAUACUGAGGGAGCGAAUGGAACUUGUCCACCAUGCCCAACAGAAAAUAAAAGAGCUAGAAGAAAGAAUUGAGGCACAAAAAAGAUUGAUAAAAGAGAUGGAAGAAAAGUUUUUGUUUUUGUUUUUAUUUUUUUCUUUAGCUUUCAUUCUUUGGUCGUAA
Molecule: messenger RNA, 2571 nt
Organism: Hemiscyllium ocellatum (epaulette shark)
Lineage: Eukaryota; Metazoa; Chordata; Chondrichthyes; Orectolobiformes; Hemiscylliidae
Gene: jakmip3
Product: Janus kinase and microtubule interacting protein 3
Exons: 21
Coding region: 1-2571 (856 amino acids)
Molecular function (GO): kinase binding; microtubule binding
Source: RefSeq, a predicted model, not a curated record